CUGAUGUAGAUUAAUAUAAUAUUCAUGCUACAACAAAGCAUUUAAGGAUGCAAACGAUUCAAAGGAAGAGGAAGCAAGUUUACUUUUAGUUUCAAAGAUGCAAGAUAUGUGAAACCAAAGAAUAUGAACCAGCAGCCCACCCCUCACUCUGAUAAAGAGUACUGAUUAGUUUGUCUGAUGACUCACUUUGUAUCUUUUGGUUUGAGCUUUUACUGUCAGCUUUAUGCUCAAAGUCUGGACUAAAACAACAAUGGAGUUGAGAGAUGCUGGUUGUCUGCUUGUGGGUCUCAGCUUUUACAUUUCAGGUGUUAAUGGAGGAGAAACCAGAAUCUGUGCUUUCAAAGGUUCAUCAGUGGAUCUGCACUGCUCACAUCAACAUCUGACUUCAAGCAGAAAAUGGUUCACUAUAGACUGGGAUGGUUACAAGUAUGUUCAGAGUGAGCUCUCUGUGGAUGGACAACAUGUAACACACAACAUGUCUGAAGAGAAAAACCCAACUUUAACCAUCAAUGAUCUAAGAGAGAGUGAUGAAAACGCUUACUGCUGUAUGAAGACUACAGACAGUCCAGGACACUGUUGGCUCAACAGAAUUACUCUUCAGGUUGUUGCAGAGCUGCAGGUAAAGGUGAUUCCUGCCACAGAGGGACAGACAGUAACACUGAUGUGCAGCAGCAGCUGUCCUCUGACUGAAAAGCCUGCAGCCUACAUCUGGUACAAGAACAGAGAGUUUCUCUAUGAGGACUGGUCUCCCUGGUACCAAGAGCUGCUCAGCAGUGAGGAAGCAGUCACAUACUCCUGUGCUGUCAAAGGCUACGAGCAUCUCAGAGCCCCUGAAGUCUCUGUGGAUUCCAUCACACAGACAUGCUUCAGUGUCACUUAUGCUUAUGGAAACAUGUGUUAUCAGACAUCAGUGGAUGAGCCAUGCACCAUCACCUACCCUAGAGAGGUUUAUGUUCAAAGAGCUUCUUCCACCUUGGCAUUUGUCACACUGACCUGUAACAACAGCUGUAAUCUGACUGACCAUCAAGCUGUCUACAUGUGGUAUCACAACAAAAUAAACUAUUAUGAGAAUCAACAUUAUUCAAUUCAUAACUCUUCAACAGACACAUUCUCUUGUGCAGUUAAAGGUCACACACAUCUUCAAUCUAAAAAAGUUUGUGUUCAGGAUAAAAACUGCUGGAGAGUGAAUUAUGUCAGCAGGAGAAUCUGUGCUCUGGAAGGAUCUUCAGUCAACAUCACAAGUGAAUACUCACAUCCUGAUAACAUGAAGCCAGAGUUUAAAUAUUGGAGUAAAAAAUGGAGAAAAGAUAAAGUGGAAGUUGAAGAGCUGAUUGAGGCUGCAGGUGGUGUGGAGUAUCAGGACAACAUGAAGAACCAACACGUCCUGACCAUCAAAAACCUGAAGAAGAAUGACUCAGGAGGAUACACAUUCAGAUUCAAGAAAGACCAUAAAGGAUGGACACAGUCUGAUCUGCCUGGAGUCUUUUUGAUUGUCACAGAGCUGAGAGUGAAGAUGAGUCCUUCUGCAGUAGUGACAGAGGGUCAGAGAGUCACACUGACCUGCAGUACCAGCUGUCCUCUGACUGACAACACAAACUACAUUUGGUACUUGAACAGUCGACCUCUGACCCCGAGAGAGAACCAGAACAAACAUCUGAUCCUAGACCCAGUCAGCAGGGAGGAUGCAGGAAGCUACUCCUGUGCUGUGAAAAGCAACAAAGAUAUCAGCUCUGCUCCAAAGACUCUCACUGUCCAAAGUAUCACAGGAAGGACACGAGGAGUUUCUGUAAUAGUUCUGGUUUCAAUACUUCUCUUUUUCUUCUUUUUGAUUAGAAAAAAGAGGACUAUGAGUCAGUCUUCCACAAACGAAACAUCAAACAACAUAGUGGAGCUAAAUCCUGAUCCUGUGUGUGAAGACGUCUUAAGUGAGCCACAGGUGGAGGAUGAAGUCCUCUACAGCAAAGUCUACUUCUUCAAAAACCACACAGAUCCUCUUUUUUCCACCAUAGAGCCACUUCAGCCCAGAGAAGAGCAGCAUGCUGAUUACACUGUGGUGAAGUGUAGAAAUAACACGAGCUCUGAUGAAGAAUCUGUUGUCCUUUCAACAGAAACAGACCCCACAUGGUGUUGAACAAGCCUUUUAACACAUCUCUGCAACUGUCAUUUAAAAUUUUGUGCAUCACAUUUGAAUCUUCAUUUUACCUUUUUGCUGUGUUCGACACAAUUAGAUUAGGCAGUUCGAUGGGCUUCACAUGUUACUCAUAUGAAUGGAAUAAUUCAUGAUCAUGUAAAUAUUAUGCUCAUGUAUUUUUAUUUUUAUUCUAUUUUAGGAGGUCAUGUGCCUUUUGUCUCCCUUUUCUAACCGUGAGAGCAAUUACACACAAAGAAAGGUUGUUCAAUAUAAUCCAAGAACAAAGGGAUAGAACAACUGUAGUGUUUGCUGUGGGGAUGACCCUUGUGUGCAUGUGCUAUUAUAGCAGAAGACACUGAAAUGUGGGAAUGUCACUGCAUUAUAGCCUUGAUUUUGUCACAGUGCAGAAUAUUUAAGUCCAAGUUGUUACUCUUAUUUAUUUCGUAACAACUGGAAACCUUGUUAUGUCUUUUUCAGAACUGUACAUUUAACCAUUUCAUUGCUGUCAGUAAUUUUUAUUUCAUUGACGGUUUGUUCUUAUAUCAUUAUAUCACUGGUGAAUUUUGCCACUUAGCGCUGCCCUUUGUCACUUUUAUAUAUGUAUAAACAUAUGAUGUGUUUUUGUGUAUAUAUGUAAACCUUGUUGAAAAUUUGGAUUUACAAAGUAUGACAAUUACAAAUACAGAUAUCAGUGUCACAGUAUAAAGACAAAUAACCCGAUUUAGAAAUUAAUUUAUUUGUGGCAACAAGCAGAGACAAAAAGCUUUUCAUCUGUAAACUCCUCACCCAGCCCCCACACUUGCAUGCGCAUUGCUGCGAUUGCAAUCAGUUUCUAGCAGAGAGAACUGUGGUCUUUUUGCGUGCUAACUCAAAGAUAAUAACAGGGUUCAGUGGAAAAUAUUACUGAAAACAUAACCUGCAAGCGCUAACCAGAUACCCAUCUGCAGAGACUGCUGCUGAGAUCAUGAGCUGUGAUAAUGGCAGCCUACGGUGGACAGACCACAAACUGCUAAAGAGCAGAACAAGCUAGACUGGUGCUUAAUAAUGGUGAUGUUUUCCAAAUGGUCACUAUUAUUAAUAUUAUUGUUAUUAUUAUUAUUUUAACAGGCUGUAAACAUGCCUUGUAAAAAUGUUUGUAUGAGCAUUUUAACUCUUGUGCCCUUUUUUGUUAUUGCACUCCAUCAGGUUUGAGCAGGAGAGUUUUAGAAAAAGUAAUGAAUACAUACAGCAUACAUAUACAUACAUAAAUGUAGAGGAAUAAUAUCAAUACUUAGAACAGUUAUUGAGACUGAAAGUUACCUGAACAUCUAAAAUAUUCAGCACAAGACAACUAAGCCCCAUUGUUCUUCCUGCAGACAGCAAAAGAACCACAGAGGAAGGACAUUCAUGUUUACUCUCUUUUCUUUUUGUCCUUGCCUGUCCUGUCCGGCAAUCAGAAUUAUUGUCUGAAGCCCAAGAAAAAGCCCAGCAGAUUUAUGUUCCCAAGUUGACCAAGUUCCGCUUUUGUUGUCCUGGUCCACUUGAUAGUAAUAGUUUUUAUAGAUAGAAAGAUAAAAUAAAGGAUUUUUUUAAAUAUGAAUUAUUACAAUCAGAACAGAUAGGACAGGGGGAGAGGAAAGAGAAAGAAAAAGGAAAGAGAAGUUUGGAAGACAGUAAACAGAAGGAGA
This is a messenger RNA of Haplochromis burtoni (Burton's mouthbrooder), 3798 nucleotides long. Its product is annotated as B-cell receptor CD22-like. The transcript has 9 exons. Lineage: Eukaryota; Metazoa; Chordata; Actinopteri; Cichliformes; Cichlidae. The coding region runs from base 224 to 2131 and encodes 635 amino acids. The record is from RefSeq and is a predicted model, not a curated record.